CAUUUAUCACCCGCUCAUUUCAGGCUCGCAAUGGCUCCUGUGGAAACGGAAUAUUACGACCUGCUUGGGGUGUCCCCUGAUGCCAAUGACGCAGAUUUGAAGAAGGCAUAUCGCAAACAAGCCAUCAAGUAUCACCCAGACAAGAACCCGUCUCCAGAUGCAGAGGAGAAGUUCAAGGACAUCAGCAAAGCCUAUCAAGUGCUGUCAGAUUCUAAUCUGAGAGCGGUAUAUGAUCGAAAUGGCGCCAAAAUGGUCGACAAAGAGGGAGGCGUCGGUGUGGAUGAUGCUGCGGGGUUCUUCGCGAACGUGUUCGGUGGGGAGCGGUUCAAGGACUACAUCGGCGAAAUAUCCUUGAUGAAGGAGAUGACCUCCGUCGCAACAACCAUGAUGACAGAAGAGGAGAAGGCGGACAUGGAGCGAGAGCUCAACGAAGGGCCGGGUGCGCCACCCGAACAGAGUCCCCAAUCCGCUCUCGAGCACUCUCCCAAACCCGCUGACACUGAAAUCAGCCCCCUCGCCACGCCGUCGUCAGAGCCGAGCGAAAGGGCGUCUCACACUGCGAGUAACGGCACUGCCUCCCCACCUCGCCCGGCCACGGCGGUGCCCGCCUCGGGCUCCAAGAGUGCAGCAUCCUUGUCGUCAGUCACCGCCAAGGACAAAGAGGGAUCCCCGUCGAGUCAGGCGCGCACACAGGACAAAGACACGAACGGGAAGAGGCGCUCGAAGUUGACACUGGAGCAGAAGAAGAAGCUGCAGGAGCUGGACGAGGAGCGGCGCAAGAACAUGGAGGAGCGCGUGCGCGUGCUGACGGAGAAGCUGAAAGAUCGGCUACGGCCGUUCGUGGAGGCGAAGCAUCCUGGGGACAAGGACGACCCGGAAACGAAGAAUUUUGAAACGAGGAUGCGACGAGAAGCAGACGAUCUGAAGCUGGAGAGUUUCGGCGUGGAGCUUCUGCACACAAUCGGCAACGUGUAUAUGAUGAAAGCGACGUCCUUCUUGAAAUCGAAGAAGUUCCUUGGGAUCCCUGGAUUCUUCUCGAGGCUGAAGGAGAAGGGCACCAUGGCGAAGGACGCCUGGGGUGUUAUUGGCAGUGCUCUUGGCGUGCAGCAAGUCAUUCAAGAAAUGGAGAAGCUGCAAGCAAAGGGCGAGAUCCCUGAGGACGAGCUUCGCGCGCUGGAGGAGGACGUCACAGGCAAGAUCAUGCUCGCGUCAUGGCGAGGCACGCGAUUUGAAGUUGUUCAGGUGCUUCGAGAAGUAGUGGAUAAUGUUUUGAAAGAUCCAGAGGCUUCAGAUCAAGUACUCUACAAUAGAGCCAAGGGCUUGCUUCUAAUGGGCGCAGUCUUCAAGUCAACUGAUCCUGACGAAUCAGACGAGGAACGGAGAGAACUCGAGCGAAUGGUCGCGGAGGCGGCUUCGGGCAAGUCGAAGCACCAUCAGCUGCGUGCGGCACGGGCAAAACGACAAACGCAUUCACAUGCCCCGAGCACUCUGUCCGCGCAGAAGGAGAAGGACGCAGGCGAUAGGAAGGCGUCGCCGGCGCAACCCUCCAGCUAGGCGACACUCUUGGAAUAUUCAGACCGCGCGUCUCGUCGCGUUCUUGACGAGUCAAUCGACGUAGAUACCUGUGUUAUUUUACUCAUUGACUAAUACGCGUUCGGUGUAACAGCCUCGGGGGGCAGGGGGAAGGGCUUGGUUACUGGCGGUGCGUUUGCUGUGAUCUGUGUUCAUUCAAGGGAUUAUUGGUUGCUCGUAGUAUUGUAGAUUCAUGGCACACUCCGUUGUGUCCUCCAUUUAUGCUAUAAGCCUCAUAUGCUUC
Messenger RNA from Postia placenta MAD-698-R-SB12, 1816 nucleotides. RefSeq lists its product as hypothetical. Bases 31 to 1554 code for a protein of 507 amino acids. Gene Ontology annotation, biological process: protein import into peroxisome matrix. The record is from RefSeq and is a predicted model, not a curated record. Gene Ontology annotation, cellular component: cytosol. The transcript is spliced from 14 exons. Lineage: Eukaryota; Fungi; Basidiomycota; Agaricomycetes; Polyporales; Adustoporiaceae.